Molecule: messenger RNA, 477 nt
Organism: Olea europaea var. sylvestris
Lineage: Eukaryota; Viridiplantae; Streptophyta; Magnoliopsida; Lamiales; Oleaceae
Product: ankyrin repeat-containing protein NPR4-like
Exons: 1
Coding region: 1-477 (158 amino acids)
Source: RefSeq, a predicted model, not a curated record
AUGAAGGAUACAACAUCUUCUUGCAUGGUCAUGGCAACUUUAUUUGCCACCUUCGCGUUUGCUGCAGCCUUUAUCAUACCAGGUGGCAAUAAUGAAAUAGGCACUCCAGUAUUCUUGAAGAACAGGUGGUUCACAGUUUUUGUUAUAUCUAAUGCAGUGACAAUGUUCAGCUUGGCAACUUCCAUAAUGAUGUUCUUGUCUAUCUUGACUUCACGCUAUACACAAGACGAUUUUCUAUUUUCAUUACCAGCAAAGUUGAUGGUUGGACAGAUUUCACUCUUUGCUUCAAUUGUUUGUGUGGUCUUAACAUUUAGUGCAACCUUCUUUUUGGUCUACAACAAGGAAAAGCAUGGGCCGUUGCCAAGAGUUGUUGCUGCUCUUGCUUGGCUUCCAAUCAUUAUAUAUGCAGUGCUAAAUCAUAGGUUAGGGAUUGCCCUAAUCCACUCGACUUGCUGGCCUGCUGUACUUAUGUUUUGA